AUGUGGAUUCGGGAGCAUCUUUACUUCAAUGAUUUCAGUAAAAAUUAUUUGAAUUGGAUUUGGCAUGGUGAGGCUGCGGAGAAGGAUAGAUUAAAUUCGAGUGUCAACCAAGAGCCAACUGAUAAUUGUCAUGAUGAUUUUGAAACAGUUAAUUUGUGUGAGGCAGCGUAUGAUAACCAUACAGAAAAUCCAGAAGCAUUUAUGAAGUUUUUGGAGGAAGCAGAGAAGCCACUGUAUAAGGGAUGCAAACGUUACACAAAGUUGAGUGCACUUGUAAAACUAUACAAUACCAAAGCAAGGCAUGGGAUGAGUGAUGCUCUAUUUUCAGAUCUACUAGCAGAUUUUGGGGACAUGCUGCCAGAUAACCACAAUCUGCCAUCGUCAAUUUAUGAAGCAAAGAAGACGUUGAGUUGUUUGGCUUUGAGUCAUGAAAAGAUUCAUGCUUGUUCCAAUGAUUGCAUCCUUUAUAGGAAACAAUAUAAAGACUGCGUAAGCUGCCCGAAAUGUGGCUUAUCAAGAUGGAAGCUAACCAAGAAAAAUGUUGAGAAGAAAGGUGUUCCUGCCAAAGUGGUUUGGUAUUUCCCUCCCAUACCAAGAUUUAAGCGCAUGUUUAAAUCUUUAGAAACUUCCAGAAAUUUAACAUGGCAUGCAUAUAGCACAAGAGUUGUUGGUCAGUUACGCCAUCCAGUUGAUUCACCGUCAUGGAAAUUGGUGGAUCAUAUGUGGCCCAACUUUGGAAGUGAGGCAAGAAAUAUUCGCCUGGCACUUGCAGCCGAUGGAAUUAAUCCUCACAGCAAUCUUAGUAGUCGCUACAGUUGCUGGCCAAUCAUGCUGCCUGGAAACGAUAUCGACGUCUACCUUGAGGUUCUGGUUUAUGAUUUGCAGCUCUUGUGGGAAGGAGUUGAUGGAGUUUAUGAUGCUUAUCGAAGGGAGAUUUUCACUCUUAAAGCAGUUCUUUUAUGGACCAUCAACGACUUUCCUGCAUAUGGUAACCUUAGUGGAUGUACUACACAUGGUUAUUACGCAUGCCCAAUAUAUGGUGAGGAUACUUAUGCAAAGCACUUACCAAAUGGGAAGAAAAUGUCAUUUGCUGGGCAUAGACGAUUCCUACCACGAUUUCAUCCAUAUCGGAGGCAAAUAAAGGAGUUUAAUGGCAUGGAGGAACUUGGUGAAGCAGGUAGGCCAUUAUUUAGAAUUAAGUUGUUUGACAAGCUUUCAGACAUGACAUGUGAGUUUGGAAAGAAAACAAGUGUGAAUGGGAAAAUAAGGAAAAAAGCAAAGGAGAAUAUUGUGGAAGACAUUGAAGAAGAAAAGUAUGUUGGAGCUACAAAUUUCAGUAAAUGUUGUAAGAAGAAGUCAAUUUUUUUCAAUCUUCCAUACUGGAAAUACCUACAUGUUAGGCAUUGUCUCGAUGUUAUGCACAUUGAGAAAAAUGUUUUCGAGUCUCUGAUUAAUACUUUGAUGAACAUCAAGGGAAAAACUAAGGACAAUGUGGCAGCUAGGUUGGACAUGGUUCAGAUGGGAAUUAGGCCUCAAUUGACUCCUAAAAUUGGUGAGAAAAGAACAUAUCUACCUCCUGCAGCAUGCUCAUUCACAAAAAAUGAGAGAUUACAAGUAUGUAGGUCAUUAAUGGAUAUAAAAGUUCCGGAAGGUUUCUCAUCAAACAUGAAGAAUCUUGUCUGCAUGGAUGAGAUGAAGCUAAGUAGCUUGAAAUCACAUGAUUCUCAUGUUAUAAUGCAGCACUUCCUGCCAAUAGUCAUACGUAAUUCUCUGCCAAAAUAUGUUAGAUAUGCUGUCAUAAGAUUAUGCUUCUUCUUCAAAGAUAUUUGUUGCAAGAUUAUCGAUGUAGCCAAGUUAGAUAAGCUGCAAUCUGACUUGAUCAUUACACUCUGCUUAUUGGAGCAGUAUUUCCCCCCUUCUUUCUUCGAUAUCAUGCUCCACUUAACAGUUCAUCUUGUUCGUGAAGUCCAAUUAUGUGGACCAGUCUACUUCAGAUGGAUGUACCCAUUUGAAAGAUGCAUGAAGAUGUUGAAAAGUUACGUAGGCAGUCGAAAAUAUCCAGAAGGUUGCAUUGUUCGGAGAUAUGCAGCAGAAGAAGCAGUUGAAUUUUGUUCAGAAUAUCUCAAUGACCUUGAUCCUGUUGGGGUCCCUAAAUCACUACGUGACCCAAACGCAAGCAUUCCUGGAUUCUCAGCAAGCAAUUCAUCAAUCAUCGUCCAACAAAUUGAUCUCCAAUAA
Molecule: messenger RNA, 2238 nt
Organism: Zingiber officinale
Lineage: Eukaryota; Viridiplantae; Streptophyta; Magnoliopsida; Zingiberales; Zingiberaceae
Exons: 2
Coding region: 1-2238 (745 amino acids)
Source: RefSeq, a predicted model, not a curated record